Pistacia vera is the source of this 522-nucleotide messenger RNA. RefSeq names its product chaperone protein dnaJ 11, chloroplastic-like. NCBI's taxonomy places the organism in Eukaryota, Viridiplantae, Streptophyta, Magnoliopsida, Sapindales, Anacardiaceae. The record is from RefSeq and is a predicted model, not a curated record. The transcript has a single exon. Bases 1 to 522 code for a protein of 173 amino acids.
AUGCUCUCUUCUUCUUCUUCUUCAUUUCUGUCCUCCCCAACCCCGAUCCUCUGCGUCAAACCCAAAACAACCGUUCCAACAUCGCCUCGUUUUAGAUUUCAUUCAACCGUCGCGGCCGCCACAACAACAACAACUGCUUAUUCAUACACUUCAACGGAAAAUACAAGGUCCAAGACGACCACAUAUCGGAGUCCUCCUCACCCCAUGGCAUCAUGCGCUGCCUCAUUUUACGAGAUUCUCGGAAUACCCUUGGGAGCAUCUAAUCACGAGAUUAAAACCGCAUAUCGACGACUGGCCAGGACUUCCAUCCCGAUGUUGCAAGAAUUGAUUGUAAGGAUUCAUCGGCGGACUCCUUCAUCAGAUUCAUGCGCGCUUACUGCACUCUAUCGGAUCCUGAAAAACGCGCGGUCUAUGAUCAGAACUUUUCCGAGAACAGACCGUGUGACUACUGUUUCCGGAUUUUCAGGAUACCUGGUCGGAACUGGGAGACUGACCAGUGUUGGUAGAGAGUUGAUCACCUAG